Molecule: messenger RNA, 267 nt
Organism: Guillardia theta CCMP2712
Lineage: Eukaryota; Cryptophyceae; Pyrenomonadales; Geminigeraceae
Exons: 1
Molecular function (GO): protein binding
Source: RefSeq, a predicted model, not a curated record
ACGCUGAGGGUGUGGGACCUUGGGAGCAUGGAGGAGAAGGCUUGUCUUGAGGGUCAUAAUCACUGGGUGACGAGUGUGGCGAUCAGCAGGGACGGCAAGACGGCCGUCAGCGGGAGCUGGGAUGAGACGCUGAGGGUAUGGGACCUUGGGAGCAUGACGCAGAAGGCUUGUCUUGAGGGUCAUAGGAGUACGCCAUGGAGCGUGGCGAUCAGCGAGGACGGCAAGACGGCUGUCAGCGGGAGUGACGAUGAAACGUUGAGGGUGUGG